Syngnathus acus (greater pipefish) is the source of this 1470-nucleotide messenger RNA. Its product is annotated as E3 SUMO-protein ligase ZBED1-like. Lineage: Eukaryota; Metazoa; Chordata; Actinopteri; Syngnathiformes; Syngnathidae. The transcript has 4 exons. Bases 403 to 1470 code for a protein of 355 amino acids. Gene Ontology annotation, molecular function: protein dimerization activity. The record is from RefSeq and is a predicted model, not a curated record.
GUAAAGACUUGAGACCGUUUAGUAGCGUGGAGGGUGAGGGAUUUUCCGAGUUGAUGAAUACGCUAGAGCCCAGAUAUACAGUACCAUCGAGACAGUACUUUAGUGAAACGUGUACCACGUCUAUAUACUCGUGCUAAAGCGGAGGUAUUACACGAACUAAAGGAAGCAGAACGGGUUGCUAUCACUACAGAUGGAUGGACUUCUCGCUCAACUGAAGCCUACAUUACGGUCACUUGCCGCUACAUUGAUACAGCAUGGACGCUAAAAAACUACGUGCUUCAGACUCGCGUUUUAAGUGACUCUCACACAGGACCGAACCUAGCCUCUGUCCUAAACGAAGCAUGUGAAGAAUGGCACAUUGCAGAUAAAAACCCAGCUCUUGUAACUGACAAUGCCAGGAACAUGACCGUAGCAGGAAUAGAGGCGCAUCUGUCACCGCACAUAAAAUGUUUUGGACAUACUAUCAACUUGGCAACUCAAAAAGGACUCAAAUGCAAUGAUGCUGCCCGUCUUUUAGGUAGAGUACGUCGUGUUGUGAGUUUUUUUCACCGCAGCACGCUGGCCAAUGCUGUGUUAAAAGAGAAACAAAAACUACUUGAUCUCCCACCACACAAACUCAUCCAAGAUGUCAUCACACGUUGGAACAGCUCGUUUGAUAUGCUGGAGCGUUUUUUGGAGCAACAGGCUGCUGUGUGUGCUACACAGCUUGACCAAAAAAUCAGAAAGUCCAUGAAGAAUGAUUUACAAACACUAAAUGAAGAUGACAUAUCCACAGCUGAAGAAAUGAUACAGUUACUGAGGCCUGUGAAAACUGCAACUACAAUAAUGUGUGAGGAGGCACAACCAAUUAUCUCAGUCAUUGCUCCACUUAAAAGUAAGUUGAUUGAACAUUUCAGUGUCUGUGAGGAUGACAUGCCACUGAUCAAAGAAAUGAAACAAACAAUGGCCAAAGAGCUCGAGCAUCGUUACACAGAUGUCCAAGAAGUAUUAAACACUGCAGCUGCCCUUGAUGCAAGAUUCAAGACCCUGCCCUUUCUGUGCGAAGAGGAGAGGGAUGCCACAUUCAAGAAUAUCAUAAAUGAGGCUACACAGCUGUGGGACCAAAAAGAAGACACACAGGCUCAUGAUGGCACUGCAAUGGAGGAAACUCACACAACACACCCAUCUGAAGAGGCAUGUGAUGAUGAGCUCCAUGCUUCAGAAUAUGUUCCUGUCUCAAAAAAAACCAAAGCAAUGGAGGAUCUGUUUGAGGACACAUACACUGCGAGCAGCAACUUCGUGAAAACAUCCAAGCAGCUGGCAGAGAUGGAAGUAAAUAGAUACAAAGAGACUGAAUUAUUAACACUCAAAGGUAAUCUGUUAGAAUGGUGGGGAAGUCAUGAAAUGGAGUUUCCCCUCCUUGCAAAUCUAGCCAAAACCUAUCUCUGUAUUCCUGCGACAAGCGUGCCCUCCGAGCAUUUCAAAGAGUAG